AACGUAUUCAUAAUAACCGAUGAUUUAUUUAUUUUUUUUCUUUCCAUCUUCUGUAUGAUUUUGUUCUUCCCUGUAUUUUUUUUUUCCUCAGGCCGGCUUCAACCGGAUCCCUAGAUAGAAAGAAAACAGCUUUGUAGUGUCUGGUAGUUUUAUCGGUCUUUUAGCACAGGGUGGUAUUCCCCGUGGUAGCACGCUGUGAAAAUUCAUUUAGUUGCAAAGCCGAGGGGCCUCUGUAAAAGUCGUGGCCUCUUUUGAGAAGAUUUAGUUAAAACCUUUUACACACACACUCAAAAAAACUCUUAACAGCUCCAUAAAAUGAAGAAAAACCGUUAUGAAUCUGAUUUCUAGUAUAAUCAGAUAAUAGCGUGUGUUUUAGCGUAUCUUUGUGUUUGAGUGUGAUUUGGAAAAUGAUUAUAAUUAUAAUACGUUGUAGUUGUUUUUCUGGGCAGUUGAUAAACAUUUUCAGUCCUGUACUGUAGUGCGAUGACGGUUCUGGUUAGAUUUAUUCAUUUCCCCAGCAGUUUUUACUCGUCGCGUCCUGUUUUCUGGCUGACGAGUACAGUACGAGUGUUUCGUUCGAUGGGCAUCGAUGGGCAUCGGCUAUCGGGGAUUGUUUCCUGUGACGCAUGGCAGCUGGGAUAAUUAUGGCAUUGUCCUUGAAGCAUUUUAGCUAUUUAGUUUCUAAUCCAGUCCACUUUUACUUCAUUUCCACUUGGGAUAUGGCAUAAGUAGAGAGCACGGUGGUUUAGUGGUUCGCACGUACGCCUCAAGAGUUGAGGGUUCGAUUCCCGCCGCAGCCCAGUGUGGGCGGAGUUUGCAUGUUCUCCCCGUGCUGCGGGGGUUUCCUCCGGGUACUCCGGUUUCCUCCCCCAGUCCAAAGACAUGCAUGGUAGGCUGAUUGGCGUGUCUAAAGUGUCCGUAGUGUAUGAAUGGGUGUGUGUGCCCUGCAAUGGAUUGGCACCCUGUCCAGGGUGUACCCCGCCUUGUGCCCGAUGCUCCCUGGGAUAGGCUCCAGGUUUCCCAUGACCCUGUAGGAUAAGCAGUAUAGAAAAUGGAUGGAUAAUACAUUACUUAGAACUGGUAUUUAUUUAUUUACUGUCGAUUUUUCAAACACGGUUCCCCACUUUUUUUUUUCCUUUUUUAACAAAAUGAUCACCUAAUUGCCCUUUCACAAUGAUUUGACCUGACUGUGAUUUAUUUUUUUCUUCUCGGUUCAGUUGUAACUGUCCAGGUAGAAAAUAACCUCAUUUAGUGCUUAAUUUUCUCCACAAGAUGGCUGCUCAUAAUUCUAUACUUCAGUCGUCUGGAUUGUGUCCAGGUUCUUGUAGUUUCACUCCUGUCAGUAUUAUAAGCUGUUUCGUGCAGAUUCAUGACAUAUACUCCCAAUUAAGAUACAACACUAUGGAAUGUGGAAAAGUUUUUAAGUGGAGUAAAUACUUAUGCGAGGCACUGUAUGUAGUACUUUGUCUAUAACCGAUUUUAUUUUGGUAGCUGUAUGGAAUUUUCUAACACUCUGAGAGCAUGGACAUGAGAGAGGGUUCAGAGAAUAAAGGCAAGUGUGAUUUAAGGAUUGCUUUGUGAAGUUUUAGGCCCCUCGAGGGUAAAAUCCAAGCACUGGGGAGGCUCUUUGGAGGUUUUUUUUUUUAUUAUUUUUUUUUCAUCAGAUGUGUGAGGGUAAGGUCGGGAAAGAAAGAAAAAAAAAAGAGAAGUCGUCCAAGAACACCCUAAAACAGGACAAUUUAAUUUUCAGUCAUAUCAGGGUACCAUAAUGGUAUGUAAUUGUGUUUUGUUUUUGUUUUUUUUUUGCUGAUUUGUAAGAUAAUGUAUGCAUCUAAAAUGUUUUGAACCACUUUUCCUCUUUGUCAACUGUGGCAUGUGCCUGGGAUUAGGGCAUUUCAAUGCGGAUUAUGUUUUUCGUGGCACCCCGAUGGUGUUUUGCUGGACGGAGAAGUGGACGGAAGUUUCAUCUUGCCUCUCGCAUUUUGUUUUAACGCUUUUAAAAGUAGUUCAUUAAUAGUGCUUUGGUAGAUUUGCUGCUAACCUCUGUGUGAGUGGAGGUAAGUUAUGUUUUGUUUUUUUUAUAUUUAUAUCGUUGGCGAAUUUUUCCACUGUAUCUCACUAAUCACGCUGGUUGCUGAUGUUAAGUGACUGGUAGGAUCUCGGCAAUGGAUAUGAUUAAAACAAGAGUUCUGUUGAUUCAGACUCUUGGACGUAUGGUUCAUCCCAUCAGAGUAAAGUAAUCUCACUUUAGCUUGUGUAGAGUAGCUUAUAACUGGUUUUUAUUCAUUUGUUGCAUAAGAUCUAGUUCCAAAUACAGGACUAUCGAAUCAUGGCAGAAUGCAGCUACCUCUUUUUCCAUGUUCAAAAGUUUUGCUUUCUUUUUAUCCCCCCCCUCCCCCCAACGAAGGAAUGUUGCAGUUCAUCCGUAAGGAGGUUCAUAAUCACCUAACGGAACGCAGGAUUCGGCGGACACGGCUCGUGACCAAGGACGGCCAUUGUAACAUUGAAUUUGGCAAUGUUGCGUAUCAUAGCCAUUUUGCUUACCUGAUGGACUUUUGGACCACCUUUGUUGAGAUCCGUUGGCGUUUUGUUAUACUUUCUUUUGUCGCUGCGUUCACUGGGAGCUGGUUCGUCUUCGGUCUGCUGUGGUACUUCAUUGCAAAAAGCAACGGGGACCUGGAGGAAAAGAACGUUCAUGAUGGCCAUUUAAAGUGCAUCGAAAACAUAAACGGUCUCACAAGUGCCUUUCUUUAUUCCUUAGAGACACAGACGACCAUUGGAUACGGCGGACGAGCUUUGACGGGUCACUGUGCCGAGACGGUAGCCCUUCUCGUCGUCCAGUCUCUAAUGGGUGCCAUUAUAAACUGCUUCAUGUGCGGCCUGAUUCUGGCCAAAAUCUCCCUCCCGAAAAAUCGAGCCAAGACCGUAACCUUUAGUGACACGGCUGUGAUCUGUAUGAAAAACGAAAGCCUGUGCUUGCAGAUCAGAGUCGCCAAUCUUCGGAAGACGCUGCUCAUAGGCAGCCGUAUUUACGGCAAGCUCUUGAAAACCAGUGUCACUCUGGAAGGAGAGCCCAUCAUCCUGGACCAGGUCAAUGUUGACUUCCUGGUAGACGCUGGCAAGGACAACCUCUUCUUCGUCUGUCCGCUGACGCUGUACCAUGUAAUUGACAGUUCUAGUCCUUUUUCAGAGAUGACUGCUGAUACAGUUCAGCAGCAGGACAUUGAGCUGGUGGUCUUCUUGGAGGGCAUGGCUGAAUCCACAAGUUCCUCAUGCCAGGUUCGCACAUCCUACAUCCCAUGUGAGAUCCAGUGGGGUUACUGUUUCCUGCCCAUCAUCUCCCGAACCAAAGGGGGCAAAUACCGUGUCGACUUCUCUAAUUUCUCCAAAACCAUUCCAGUACCCACGCCUCACUGCCCCAGCUGCUAUCUAAAUGACCUGAACAAAGAUGUUGGACUUCACCAGUGUGGACAGCAAGGCAUUGACAACCCUGGGUUUGAGGUAGUUACUACGGAAGAUUUGGUGGACAACAUGCAAAUGUGA
Molecule: messenger RNA, 3543 nt
Organism: Ictalurus punctatus (channel catfish)
Lineage: Eukaryota; Metazoa; Chordata; Actinopteri; Siluriformes; Ictaluridae
Gene: kcnj1b
Product: potassium inwardly rectifying channel subfamily J member 1b
Exons: 1
Coding region: 2338-3543 (401 amino acids)
Biological process (GO): potassium ion import across plasma membrane; regulation of monoatomic ion transmembrane transport
Cellular component (GO): plasma membrane
Molecular function (GO): ATP-activated inward rectifier potassium channel activity
Source: RefSeq, a predicted model, not a curated record